Molecule: messenger RNA, 886 nt
Organism: Vicia villosa (hairy vetch)
Lineage: Eukaryota; Viridiplantae; Streptophyta; Magnoliopsida; Fabales; Fabaceae
Product: ATPase GET3A-like
Exons: 3
Coding region: 205-459 (84 amino acids)
Biological process (GO): post-translational protein targeting to endoplasmic reticulum membrane
Cellular component (GO): GET complex
Molecular function (GO): ATP binding; ATP hydrolysis activity
Source: RefSeq, a predicted model, not a curated record
CUGUUGAUGUUGUGUUGUUUUCAUAGGUUGCUAAUUAUUGUCGGGAACAUCUUCAUUCAAUGUUGAUUGAGGAGAUUGAAGCUCAACAAUCGAGAUUGGCCGAAAUAAAUGAGAGAAAUGAUUGGCAGAGAAAUGUUUAUGUCUAUUCUUUGUAGUCGGAGAAACAUUUUCAGAAACUGUUAUCCUAUGUCAUGUUAAGGCUACAUGACAACCUUUGUCUGUGUUUGCAUUCCCGAAUUUCUCUCGCUUUAUGAAACCGAAAGAUUGGUUCAAGAACUCACAAAGUUUGAGAUUGACACACACAACAUCAUCAUUAAUCAAGUAAUCUUCGAUGAUGAAGACGUUGAAUCCAAGUUACUUAAAUCAAGAAUGAAAAUUCAACAGAAGUAUUUGGACCAGUUUUACAUGUUUUAUGAUGACUUCAAUAUUACCAAGCUGCCACUUCUUCCAGAAGAGUAGUGAUCAAGUUAAAAGAUUUCUGAAGAAGAAUUGGAGAAUAUCAGAAGAGGGAAGCGCUAGAUUUCGGAACUGAGACGGUAUCAUUUUAAAGCAAAGGUCUUUGUUUUUGUUAUCUUGUGUAAAUAUCGAUAUCGUAGCGGUGAAGCUGAAUUUUACGCUGAGAUGUGAGAAUGAAAGUGUGUUGUCUUGAUCACUUGGGUAUAGUUAACAUGAAGUUGUUGUGUUGUUUUUGUAUGUUGUAGAAUGAAAGGGUGGCAAAUAUUUAAUAUCUGGUAUAUACAUAACAGUGGUAAAUUACUCACCUAUAGUAUAGCCUUCAAAGGCACAUUUAUCAAAUUCUUAAAGACUUUACGAAAGUUAAUGAUUGGGCAUUGUUAAAUGGUGAAACUGUGAUAUACUUCUAUGUUCCAAACUUCUAAGUUUUUCU